Molecule: messenger RNA, 1041 nt
Organism: Penicillium alfredii
Lineage: Eukaryota; Fungi; Ascomycota; Eurotiomycetes; Eurotiales; Aspergillaceae
Product: elongation of very long chain fatty acids protein
Exons: 3
Coding region: 1-1041 (346 amino acids)
Biological process (GO): very long-chain fatty acid biosynthetic process; fatty acid elongation, polyunsaturated fatty acid; fatty acid elongation, monounsaturated fatty acid
Cellular component (GO): endoplasmic reticulum membrane
Molecular function (GO): fatty acid elongase activity
Source: RefSeq, a predicted model, not a curated record
AUGGCGUCCGAAUUUCUCCAAAACGUGCCCCUUCCGACCCUCGAUCGGCCCUUUGGCGUUCACCUGUGGCCCAUCUUCGACAAGACGUAUGAGCUGGUGAUGGGCUAUCCCGCCAGCCAAUUCGAGUUCGUCGGGGGGGUGACCCCUCUUUCCACCUUCAAGGAGACCGCCACGCUUCUUGUCGCCUACUAUACCAUUGUUUUCGGUGGCCGGGAGGUUAUGAAGAACUUCCCUGCGCUCAAGCUAAACACGUUGUUCAUGAUCCACAACUUUCUCCUGACUGUCUUCAGUGGCAUUCUGUUGGCCCUGUUCGUCGAGCAGCUUCUGCCAACCCUCUGGAGACAUGGCGUCUUCUACUCCAUCUGUGACCACCGUGGUGGAUGGACCCAGCCCCUCAUUGUUCUGUACUACCUCAACUACGUCAACAAGUACAUCGAGUUCCUCGACACCGUCUUCCUGUUCCUCAAGAAGAAACCAUUGACAUUCCUCCACACCUACCACCAUGGCGCCACCGCUCUCCUUUGCUACACCCAACUGAUUGGCCUGACCGCGGUGUCGUGGGUGCCUAUCACUAUCAACCUGCUGGUUCAUGUUGUGAUGUACUGGUACUACUUCCAGAGUGCCCGUGGCAUCCGUAUCUGGUGGAAGAAGUACAUUACUAUGCUGCAGAUUGUGCAAUUCGUCAUUGACCUUGGCUUCAUCUACUUCGCUUCGUACACCUACUUCUCUUCGGUCUACUUCCCGUGGGCCCCGAACAUGGGCAAGUGCGCGGGUGAGGAGUUUGCCGCUCUGGCUGGUAUUGGAAUCAUCACCUCGUAUCUGCUCCUGUUCAUCUCGUUCUACAUUGCCACCUACAAGAAGACCGCCAAGGUUGGACGCCCCCGCCGCAACACUGGCAAGGACUCCUUGAUCGACAUGAAGAACUACGAGGUUCCUUCUGUCGCUGGUGCUCAAACCCCCGGUGGUGCCAAGGCUUCCAACGGCAACGCCGCCUCUACGGGUCGGUCGAACGGCCCCGUCACUCGCUCCCGCAAGGCGUAA